AUGCAGGCCCAGCCCCGGGACCAGCUGCUGGACCUGCAGGAAAUGCAGGAGCUGCAGAAAAUGCAGGAGCUGCAGGAGCUGCAGAAAAUGCAGGAGCUGGAGGAGCUGGAGGAUGGGGGCGACGGCGACCAGCUGGUGGUGGAAGAACUGGAACAGACUAUUGUUGCCAACAAUGGAGCAAUGCAAGAUCACCAGUGUUUUCGGACUCCAGAGUGUGCUGAAUUUGAUCAGAAAAAGGACUCCUUGUUUUUUAAGGAUGGCCAAAGAAGAAUUGACUUUGUUUUAGUGUAUGAAGAUGAGAGUAAGAGAGACAACAGUAGAAAGAAUUUACAUAAACAAAGGAGAAAGAGACAAGCAUAUGAAUCCAAUCUCAUUUGCAAUGGUUUACAUCUGGAAACAACAAGAUCUGUCUUGGACGAGAAACUUGUGUUUGUGAAAGUGCACGCCCCCUGGGAUGUGUUGUGCACCUACGCAGAGGUGAUGCACAUCAAGUUGCCUCUCAAACCCAAUGAUCUGAAAGUGCAGAUGUCCCCUUUCCGCAGCAGCCUCAGCUGGUUUAGAAAAUUCUUCAGGGUGGACGAAAGCAUCAUUAAGCCAGAGCAAGAGUUCUUCACUGCUCCAUUUGAAAAGGACCGUCUGUCUGACUUCUACAUUCAGGACCAAGAGGCCUUCUUCAACCCGGCCACCAGAAGCCGCAUUGUUCAUUUCAUCCUCUCACGGAUCAAAUAUGCAGUAAAGGACAAUGUUAAAAAAUUUGGGAUUGACAGACUCGUGAAUUCUGGGAUCUACAGGGCAGCUUUUCCUCUCCAUGAUUGCAGGUUCAAUCAUCUGUCUGAAGAUCCUAACUGCCCCAGUGAACGGUACCUUCUGUAUCGAGAAUGGGCUCAUCCAUGGAGUAUUUAUAAAGAACAACCUUUGGAUCUCAUCAGGAAGUACUAUGGAGAGAAAAUUGGAAUCUAUUUUGCUUGGCUUGGAUUUUACACUCAGAUGCUACUCCUGGCAGCAAUAGUGGGCCUGGCCUGCUUUCUGUAUGGAUAUUUAACCCGAGAUAACUGCACAUGGAGCCAAGAGGUUUGUGACCCCAAUAUUGGAGGCAGUAUCCUAAUGUGUCCUCAAUGUGAUCAGAUUUGUCCAUUUUGGAAUCUCAACAUUACCUGCGAAUCUUCAAAGAAACUCUGUAUCUUUGACAACUUUGGAACGCUCGUCUUUGCAGUUUUUAUGGGAAUGUGGGGCACUUUGUUUCUGGAGUUUUGGAAGCGGCGACAAGCAAAAUUGGAGUAUGACUGGGACACUGUUGAGUUAGAGCAGGAAGAACCAAUCCGACCAGAAUAUGAAGCCCAGUGCGUUCAUGUAGUAACAAAUGAGAUCACCCAGGAAGAAGAGCAUGUUCCGUAUACUUCAUGUGGAAAGUGUGUACGCAUGACCCUCUGUUCAAGUGCUGUCUUCUUCUGGAUUCUGUUGAUCAUUGCCUCCAUCAUUGGGAUCAUUGUUUAUAGGCUGUCAGUUUUCCUCGUGUUUGCUGCAAAACUACCAAAGCACAUCAAUGGAACUGAAGCGAUCCAGAAGUAUCUGACUCCACAAACGGCCACUUCAGUCACCGCUUCAAUCAUCAGUUUCAUCAUCAUUAUGAUUCUGAAUAUUGUUUAUGAAAAAGUAGCAAUCAUGAUUACUAACUUUGAAUUACCAAGGACACAGACUGAUUAUGAGAACAGCCUAACCAUGAAGAUGUUCUUAUUCCAGUUUGUCAACUAUUAUUCCUCCUGUUUCUAUAUUGCAUUGUUUAAGGGGAAAUUCGUCGGGUUUCCAGGAGACCCAGUUUAUUGGCUGGGAAAAUACAGAAAUGAAGAGUGUGAUCCAGGAGGCUGUCUCCUUGAACUGACAACUCAACUGACAAUAAUAAUGGGAGGAAAAGCAAUCUGGAAUAACAUACAAGAAGUGCUACUUCCCUGGGUGAAGAAUUUGAUUGGAAGAUGUUGCAUGGUUUCAGGUUUAGAAAAGAUCACCCCAAGAUGGGAAGAGGAUUAUCAUCUCCUGCCCAUGGGGAAACUGGGAUUGUUCUACGAAUACCUUGAAAUGGUUAUUCAGUUUGGGUUCGUCACCCUGUUCGUGGCCUCAUUCCCUCUGGCCCCCCUGUUGGCUCUCAUAAAUAAUCUGCUGGAAAUUCGAGUGGAUGCCUGGAAAUUGACCACCCAGUAUAGACGCAUAGUGCCUGAGAAAGCACAAGACAUCGGAGCGUGGCAGCCCAUACUACAAGGAAUAGCAAUUCUUGCCGUGGUGACAAAUGCCCUGAUAAUUGCUUUCACUUCAGACAUGAUACCCCGCCUGGUUUAUUACUGGUCCUUCUCCAUCCCGCCAUAUGGAAACCAUGACAGUCACACCAUGAAGGGCUACAUCAAUAAUACACUUUCUGUCUUUAACAUCUUGGACUUCAAAAAUGCAAGCAUGCAGUCUUCAGAAUCCAGCCAGGACACCCAGACCACAUGCAGAUAUCGUGACUUCCGCUACCCUCCUGGUCAUCCGCAUCAGUACGAACACAGCAUAUACUACUGGCAUGUGAUUGCUGCCAAACUGGCUUUUAUUAUCGUCAUGGAGCAUGUCAUAUACCUUGUGAAAUUUGUUAUUUCGUAUGCAAUUCCAGAUAUAUCAAAGGCAACAAAAAGCAAGAUUAAGCGUGAAAAGUAUCUAACCCAAAUGCUUCUUCACGAGAACCAUCUCAAAGAUAUGAAAAAAAAUAUGGGGAAAAUAGCUGACAGGAUCAGGAUCAUAGAUGAAAUAGAUGGCAACUUCCGACCAAAACUAGAAUAAGCUUUAUGCGCUACAAAGCACUUUCCACAGCUUAGCUUGGUCAAAAUAUGUUACUACCACUAAUGAGAAUGAUUUGUAUUAAGUCACUUUAGCUGAUGUGAGUGUUUUAAACUUUUUUUUCAAAUAGAUCAUUGCACUGUCAAAUAGAAAUGCAGGGACUGGAAAAUUCAAAACUGUGAGAUCUAUUAGGGCAUAAAACCAAUCACCUAGAAAACCUAAAAAGUUACUUUCAUAUGAAAAAAAUUAGAGUUUUAGUAAUGGAAAAAAUGUCUCCCACCGUGUUUGAAACUAUUUUUAGAGACUAUUCCUUCAAUGAUGGAACAGAGUCUAUUUUCUUUUAAGUUUGCAUAAAUUUUCAUUCAAUUCAAUAUGAUAGCAAACAAUUUUCACCUAUUUCAUAUUUCAA
Molecule: messenger RNA, 3211 nt
Organism: Tachyglossus aculeatus (Australian echidna)
Lineage: Eukaryota; Metazoa; Chordata; Mammalia; Monotremata; Tachyglossidae
Gene: ANO6
Product: anoctamin 6
Exons: 20
Coding region: 1-2805 (934 amino acids)
Biological process (GO): chloride transmembrane transport; calcium activated phosphatidylcholine scrambling; calcium activated phosphatidylserine scrambling
Cellular component (GO): plasma membrane
Molecular function (GO): protein dimerization activity; chloride channel activity
Source: RefSeq, a predicted model, not a curated record